AUGGAUUUCGCAUCAGCACCAUUGGAGGCCUUGCUUGUGCAGAAUGCCGAGGUCGAUCAAUUGGAGGUGUAUUUGAAGCAGCUGGAUCGUCGAUUUCGCCAAACGGCUGAUGACGAGAAGGAUCGGUUUGGAGCUUUGCAGAUCUUGUUGCCCACCUUGAAAGCCUUUGUUUUGCGUCGAUCUUCGCAUGCUGAUCGCGAGAAUGCGUUGCACACGUACUUGCACCCACUUAUUAUGCACAGCUUUCGACAUGGAUCGAUGGUAGCCACCGAGAGCGUGAGCUUGUUGAGUGAUACGGUGGCCUAUUGGAUGGCACGUUCAAUGGAAGGACACGACGAUGAUGAUGAUAUGGAUACAUUUGAUUCCAGCAACGACAACUUUGGACGAUCAAUUUUAUUGUUAUUUCUCGGUCAGCUGCUCUUGGUCAUGGAAAGCGAGCCUGAUUUUGUCGACCUUAACCCAGUCCAGUUUACUCAAUCAUGCUUGGUGAAUCAACCCGACGAGUGGAAACAACUUCAGUCUUAUGUCGCUACUCUACGUUCUGAAUCUAUUGCCAAAGAGGAGGAAGAGGAGGAUGCUACAAGUGUUAUCAGUGAUUCAACCAUGUUAUCCGCCAAGGGUACAACAACAUUUGAUCUCGAAUGCUGUUUGGAUGUCUUGAGCCGUUUUGUGAUGGAGAUCAGCGACAAAGAUAAUGGAGAUAUGGCUGGCUGGAUGAAUGUGCUUAUGGCAAUUGCAGUGGCCAUGAUGCCUUGCACUGAUGGUCCGAUUCGUUCCAAGCUCACAAGGGAUUUGAUUCCAAAUGCUUAUCGUUGGCAUCAACAACAAUCAAUGGAUGCUGUGACAAUGGAAAACCGUGAACAUUGGGCAAAGAUGCUAUGGAAACGCACACUCCAAAUCUUUGAGCUACCUGCCACCAAUUUGUUGCGAAGUGAGACCUAUGGAUUGAUUGCAAGAUUCUUUGAAUUGUUCUUUGUCAGUGAUGGUCAACACCCAAUCGUUUAUCUUGAUUUGCGUUAUGAAGAGGACUUUUUCAAAGUGCUACAGAGUGGGUUGCGUAGCAACGACAGCCUUUAUCGCAAAUACUCAGCCUACUUGUUGAAACGCAUCAUCGAUUUCACUGUGAAGCAUCCAGAACUUACCAGCAACAAGCCAUGGACACGUUAUUUCCAGUGGUCGAUUGCCAAAUCAGAAUUUUAUGCGGAUCUAUGGGCGGAUUGGUUCCUUCUUUACGAGAUCAUGCAUGAAACGGUGAUUCAUUUGGUGGAGCCUGUACUACCACGUUUUGAAAUGAUGUUGACCAAUGCCGAAACAACCAUGGACCCUUCUUGGUGGAUUCUUUUGUUCUACCGUGGAUUUCAAAACGAGACAUCUUCGGUGAAAAAGGGCAUUCUCGAGUAUAUCUUUACGCUUGAAAAUCGCAACGUCCUCCAACUACUCGCUUCACAAAAUGAUUUCAUGUUUGGUGCAAUGCUCAAAACAGUGGAUGUCAUGGCCAUGUAUACAGUGCGAACACAAGGUGUUUUGAUCAGCCCCUUUGGUGAGAAGUUGAAAUCAUUUAUUCGAAAUCUUGUAUCGGCUGUGGAUAAUACAGAUGAGAAGGUGCGUUUGCUGAGCCAGCUAUUGCAUUACAUGAGCCACGUACUUGCGAGCUAUAUCCCAAUUCUUUACAUUAUGGAAGCCAUUGUGGAGACCGAUGGUGUGCCUGCAUGGGGACCAGAGGAGCUCAAGUCGGUGCGUCAUCUUGUAGAUCGUCAUCCCCACUUCCAGCUGGUGAAAUCAAAACUUUAUCUGCGUAAGCUCGCCAUCAAAGCCGUCAUUCGAUUUGCAAAUACGAAUAAGCUAUCGUUUUCCGAUGUGGCAAAAACGGUGUCCUCCCUCGUUACCGAUUAUCCUGUCCAAAGUCGAUCUGAUGCCUUCUUAUCGAUACAAGGCUGGCUGGAAGAAGCGGUGUCUGCGGACAAGUCAUUGGAUCCCCUUUUGGAGCAAUUGAAAGAACGUGCAAAUGGCUAUAUUAAUAGAACGGCUUCUGAUGAAGAAGAUGUGCCCUUUGGACUUUUACGUAACCAAGCAAACGUUUUGUCACGGAUGAGCAUCUUUCUGAUCACUGACAAGGAUGGAAAGCCCCAAAAGGACCAUGCAUCACGCCUUUUCUCUCUCUUGGUAUCCAAGCUCAACGAUAGUUCAUUAUCGAUCACUAUGUUUAAUCGAUUACUUAUACUGCUCGAUGCCGUUUGGGAUGUAUUCGAUGUAUGCUUUGAUAGCUGUAAAGAUUUCCUUGUCAUUGUGGGAUUGAACAACGUAACGGAUAUCUUGGCUCGCAUUGAUUCGCAAUAUCUGAAUGAGGACGAGGACAAUGCCUAUGAUGAUGAUUUGGUCGAUCUUUUGAUUUCGAUCACCCGCCGCAUUUUCAUUACUGAUGAUACCUUGGAGAAGGGCGUUCGUGAGAAGAUGAUCACCGGGUCUUUUGAGCGAUGCAAAAAGCUGUUACAGAAAAAGACUUCACCUCCUGUAGCCAACAAGGAACUGGCCAAGGCUGACCAUAUGCGCCUGAUGAAUGUCCUAUAUAAUGCAGCUCUUGCCCAUUCGCUCUUUGUGUUGGAUUGUGAUGAUAGCAUUGCGACAUUGUUGAACGGCGUCCAAUUAAGGAAAACGGCUGAAGCACUGCAAGUGAGAACUUGGGGCGAUACGAUCUCUGGUUUUAUUCGUGAUAAAUGGGAAGCUAUCGAAGCAUUGGUUCAUUAUGCAAAGAAGGCCAAAGAAAACAACGGCAGCAUCAGCAUACUGAACCCUGAGCCAUUGUUUGAAACCGCUGUUGAGCAACUAGAAUGUGGAUCGGAGAUCUGUGCAGCCGCUCUCAUGAACUGCGUUGCCGAGAUUUUGACGUUGCCAUGGGAAAAGUCUUACGACUUGGUUGACCAAAGCGUGAACUACGCCAUUGAGCUUAUCAAAGAGAACCUUUACCAAUCCAAGACAAGCCCACCUAUGAUGCGAGCUAUCAUUCGUAUGGUCUUUCAGCCUGAACUAUUACGACGAGCGGAUUUGAAUGAGGAUGAUGGACCCAUCAAGAGAGCCUUGAACUAUGUACUCGAGAUUGGUGAUAUCAAGCCAUUCGUGGUUGCACAAUGCGCAUCUCAGUUAUAUGAAUUUUGGUCUACCCAUUCUCCCGAGGCGAAUCAAAGCAUGCUGCAAUAUGCUCGUGAGAUUGCCCGCCUUUUGGUAUUUGGCCCAAUGCGUGAGAGAGAUGAUCAAAAAUUGGAAUCGGUGGUCGCCCACAAGUAUGAAGAACCGGAUGCUGUCCAAGAAGCACAAGAUUCGGCAGCUAUGAUUUUUACACAAAACGACUACAUGGUUCGGGUGUAUAUGAACGACCUGAUGCUGCGUCUGGAUAAGGACAACAAAAACCACGCGACUUUGGCUAAGCAGGUCAUGGAUUAUUUGUUGGAGGAAACGAACAAUGAGAAGUUCAAGGCCUUCCAAUUCUUAUCAACCAUUGAACACCGAACCAAGCUGCGGAUAUGGUGCUCUUUUAUGUUGCUGCAACGCUUUGUCACCGAGGAGACUGUUGAUCACUUUAUACACCGUGUGGCUGAAACAAUGAAAGGGGAGACUCAAAUCUCAGUGCGCUGCUAUAUGGAGUGGUUUAUGGCAAGACUCUAUUUGGCAUUCCCUAGUCGAUUGAAUCACUUGUACUCGCUUCUCGAUAAUGCGGAUACCGCUCCCCACCACACUGUAUCGAUUCUCACCGUAACAUUUACGCUUGGUGAAAACUUGGACGAUGACUCUGCCAAGGGAUACUUUAACGAGAUUUUCGCACGUAUUAUCCCAUGGCUUACAUCCAACAACUUUACAGUGCGACUAUAUGCAUAUUGUGCUUGGUUCCGAUCGCUGAAGCCUUGUCGUGAAAGGGGAUUGAAUCCAGGCUUUGAUCAGAAUCAAUACAUGAGAACUUUGAUUACGUUUAUGGACACUUACCCAGAGACCGCCAAAUUCAAGGAGAAGUUUGAAUCGCACUUUUACAUGAGCACAUUUGAUCCCAUCAAGGAUUACAACAUUGAAUUCAUUUUCCGGCAACUCAUGACAACAUUCAAGGUUAUUGAAAAUGAAAAGAUCGCUGCCCGAGCAUUUUCCAAAAUCAAUCCUAAGCCUGUGGAAGAAUGCCCAUUUACCAACCCCACAAGACGUGAGAUUUACACCUAUACCGAUCCCGCAGAAUUGAUUGAAGAGACACCAUCUGACAGCAACAAACAAGACAUGCCAACGGAGGAUGCACCUUAUCAAAAGAAGAUUAUGCCAUGGGAUAUGAUGAUGGAGACCGAUGUUGAUCUCUCAAAAGCCAUCAUCCAAAAGAAGAGACGAAGAAACGAUCUUAUUGUGGUGGCCAGUCUCGUCGAUAGAGUGCCUAAUCUCGCAGGAUUGUGCAGGACGUGUGAGAUCUUUAAUGCAUCACAAUUAGUGGUUCCUAAUAUCAAGGUCAAGGACGAUCCAUACUUUGUUAAUAUCAGUGUUGCUUCCGAGCGUUGGAUGCCAAUGAAGGAAGUGUCGGAAGCUGAUGUACCAGAAUUCCUUGAGGAAAAGAAGAAACAAGGCUACCAUCUAUGUGGAUUGGAACAAACGACCACGAGCACUAUGUUGGGCGAAUUUGAGUUUCCUGAACGAUGCGUACUUUUGUUGGGUAAAGAACGUCAGGGUAUUCCAGCCAAUUUAUUACAAAUGCUUGACAGCACAGUGGAGAUUCCUCAACAAGGCAUUACACGAUCAUUGAAUGUCCAUGUCAGUGGAGCAAUUUGUAUUUACGAAUAUACAAAGCAGAUGCAGUGGCGACAAAGAUAA
Molecule: messenger RNA, 4833 nt
Organism: Lichtheimia ornata
Lineage: Eukaryota; Fungi; Mucoromycota; Mucoromycetes; Mucorales; Lichtheimiaceae
Exons: 24
Coding region: 1-4833 (1610 amino acids)
Biological process (GO): tRNA methylation
Molecular function (GO): RNA binding; tRNA (guanine) methyltransferase activity
Source: RefSeq, a predicted model, not a curated record